Molecule: messenger RNA, 2342 nt
Organism: Oncorhynchus mykiss (rainbow trout)
Lineage: Eukaryota; Metazoa; Chordata; Actinopteri; Salmoniformes; Salmonidae
Source: RefSeq, a predicted model, not a curated record
GUCUCAUUGGGCAUUCAAUGUGGAUCAUAUUUACAUUGUAGUUCACUCGGAGACGUUAGUAAGCGCUCAACGCUUUAGUGCGUGCAAUGGGUGGGGUUUGUCUCUUGGGGAAGUCAGAAAGGAAGAGAAAGAUAAUUUUAAAAGACAUUUGCAAUUUGAAGCAAGUGGUAAAUCGCUGAGGUUGUUGGGUUGCGCCUGAGGAAAUAGCCUACAAUUCUCUUUUACCUAACCUUCAUGACCAAAGUGAUCCUCGGGACAUCUAAAGACGAAGGUGAUGGCCGAGUCAAGAAUGACAGAGUCACCGCACCUUAGGAUUGUCCUGUUAGGCAAGACAGGCGUUGGGAAGAGUGCAUCAGGGAACAGCAUCCUGGGAAGAAAAGCGUUUCUGUCCAAACGGAGUUUAGUCUCUGUGACAAAAGAUUGUGCAGAAGAAAUGUGCGUAAUUAAUGGUCGUAAUAUCUCUGUGGUGGACACUGUGGGUAUUUUCAGCACUAACAGCUCUGAUGGACUGAUUGAGGCAGAGUGCAAGCGGGCCAUGGAAUCUCCUGUCCCCUGUGUUUUCCUUGUGGUAAUUAAAGUGGACAGGUUCACAAAGGAAGAGCAAGAAGCCGUGGAGAGAAUUGAAGACAUAGUUGGUAAAGAUGGAAUGGAAAGAAGCUGUAUCCUUUUGACACAUGGAGACAUGGCAGAUGGGCUGACAGUGGAUGAAAUGAUUCAAGAAGAAGGAGCUGAAGACUUCCGUGAAGCAGUGAUGAAAUUUCAGGGGAGGUGCUAUCUGUUCAACAAUAAGAUUGAGAGUCGUGAUCAGGUUGACAAUCUUCUGACCAAACUAGAAUCACUCCAAAAGACUGCUUCCAUCAUGAAUUCAGAAAACACCACGGAGAGCUCAGCUGAGAGAAGAAUUGUGUUACUGGGCAGAAGUGGAGUUGGGAAGAGUGCAUCAGGAAACACCAUUUUGGGUCUGAGAGGAUCAGAGCAGUUCAGGUCUGACUGUAGCUUUAACUCAGUAACAGAAAAAAGCGAGGCCAAAUCAGCAGUAGUGGCAGGAAGGGAAGUCAAGGUGAUAGACACACCUGGCCUCUCCAAGGGGAAACACACUCCUCAGCAUGUGUUUAAUGAGAUGAUGAAGAGUUGCCUGCUCGCUGAAGAGGGGCUGCACGCUUUUGUCUUAGUGAUUGAGCUGGGCAGGUUUGAAAAGAAUGAUAAUGAGAUCAUUUACUUACUCAAAAAGGCAUUUGGUAAGAAGGCCUUAAAAUAUGCAGUGGUUCUUUUCACACAUGGUGAUAGACUCAGCAGCCAAAACAUUGAACAAAAUAUACAGGCAAACCAGGAUCUUAAAAAUCUUGUGGAAAUGUGUGGUGGCAGAUACUGUAUCUUCAACAACACAUCCAUGAACAACAAACGGCAGGUUAGGGAGUUGUUUACGAAGGUAGAUGAGAUGGUACAAGUCAAUGGUGGUACAGCCUAUGUCGGUGAGAUUGUCGGCAUAGCGCGCACUAUCAUGCGAGAACUAAGAGAUUACAGCGAUAGGCUGAGUACUGCCUGGAGACGCUUUUACAACUGGGUGGUCGCCAUCUAUGGAGCAAUGUGUGAAUCUUUUACACGUUUUUUGGAAAACGUCAUCAUCCUUCCCAGAACAUUUCCCCACAAACCUGCCCACAAUUACAGCAAUCUUUCACAAAUGUGCUAAUUCACAGGUCAUUUUAAUCAUCUGGAAAUAUUUACAGACAAUUGAGGAUACAUUUUAAAGGUUAUUUUCGAGGUACCCAUGUUGCUCUAGAUACUUGUUAGUGGAUAGAACAUAAUAUGGGGUGGCAGGGUAGCCUAGUGGUUAGAGAGUUGGACUAGUAACCGCAAGGUUGCAAGUUCAAAUCCCAGAGCUGACAAAAUACAAAUCUGUCAUUCUGCCCCUGAACAGGCAGUUAACCCACUGUCCCUAGGCUGUCAUUGUAAAUAAGAAUUUGUUCUUAACUGACUUGCCUAGUUAAAGGUAAAAAAAAAUAUAUAGGUCAUAUAAGAAUUGUACAAAUUUUGCUGCAGGACUAGACUACCAGGGCAGUUGUAAUCGGAGAUACUCACCUCAAUAUUUACUCAAUACUCACCUCAAUAUUCACCUCAAUAUUUACUCAAUACUCACGCUUUUGUCUUAGUGAUUGAGCUGGGCAGGUUUGAAAAGAAUGAUGAUGAGAUCAUUUACUUACUCAAAAAGGCAUUUGGUAAGAAGGCCUUAAAAUAUGCAGUGGUUCUUUUCACACAUGGUGAUAGACUCAGCAGCCAAAACAUUGAACAAAAUGUCAAUAUUUACUCAAUACUCACCUCAAUACUCACCUCAAUAUUCACCU